Molecule: messenger RNA, 573 nt
Organism: Geosmithia morbida
Lineage: Eukaryota; Fungi; Ascomycota; Sordariomycetes; Hypocreales; Bionectriaceae
Product: Protein of unknown function (DUF962)
Exons: 3
Coding region: 1-573 (190 amino acids)
Biological process (GO): sphingoid catabolic process
Cellular component (GO): endoplasmic reticulum
Source: RefSeq, a predicted model, not a curated record
AUGUCGCUCGACCUUGAGCGUCACCUUGUCUUUUAUGGGUCAUACCAUCACAACCACACCAAUGUGGUCAUCCACACUGUCUGCGUGCCAUUGAUUCUCUUUUCGGGAUUCUGCCUAGCAUCGUACACGGGUACACUCAUCCAGCUCCCCGGGUGGCUGACCGUGCCAUACCUGGACCUCAACCUCGGCACCAUCGCCGCUCUGCUCUACUCUUCCCUGUAUCUGUUAUUAGAGCCUGUGGCUGGCUUUGUCCUCGCCGCAAUCUGCGUCGGCGCUGCGGCUGGCAGUAACUACCUGAGGGCUCUCGACCCGGAAAACACUCUGGUCUCGGCCGCGGCCGUCCACAUUGUCUGCUGGGUCAUUCAGUUCGUCGGCCACGGAUUCUUCGAGCGCCGUGCCCCCGCCCUCCUGGAUAACCUCGUCCAGGCCCUCUUCCUCGCUCCCAUGUUCGUCUGGCUCGAGAUCCUCUUUACCGUCGGCUACCGACCCGAGCUCCAGUCUCGUGUCAACAAGAAGGUGCAUGCUGAGAUUGCCAAGUUCAAGUCGCAAGAGAAGAGCACCAAGGCCAACUGA